This is a messenger RNA of Psylliodes chrysocephalus, 1032 nucleotides long. Lineage: Eukaryota; Metazoa; Arthropoda; Insecta; Coleoptera; Chrysomelidae. The record is from the annotation of a GenBank genome assembly.
AUGAUUUAUUAUCAUGUGAAGAACAUGAAGAAGCAGAUUCUAGGAUUAUAUAUCACAUUUGCCAAAUUUAUUUUGAGGCUGACGUUGUUAAAAGGUGUUCGGACUGAUAUUUUACUCAUACUUUUUGGUAAUAUGGACCAUUUAAGUGCUUUCCUAAAACUUUGGAUUAACAUGGGCGUUGGAAAUCAUCAACAAUAUGUAAAAAUCAAUAAUAUGUAUAAUAUUCUGGGUACUACUAUAUCUAAAGCUCUACCGGGUUUCCACGCAAUGACUGGAUGUGAUUACACACCUGCAUUUUUCCGUAAAGGCAAACUCAAGCCUUUCAAACUAUUGAAAGAAUCGGUAGAUUAUCAAUUAGCAUUCCAAAAUCUUGCUACCGUUGACGAAGAAAUACUGAAGGAUGCAUUUGUCACCUUAGAGAAAUUUGUUUGUCAUAUGUAUGGAAUUCGUAAUAGUAGCAAUAUAAAUGAUGUUAGAUUUCACUUAUUUUCUACUACUUAUCAAUCCAAAAAUUUUAACGACAACUUCGAAAAGAAAUUUAAGAAUUUCGAUCCAUCAAGCCUACCUCCUUGUAAAGUUGAAUUACAACAUUUAUUACGAGUUCGCUAUGUGACAAAGUUUUGGAGAAAUGCUCACUUAAAAUACCCCCACGUCGUUAUCACCACUAGCUUGCGGUUGGACAAUGAACGACAACAAAUAUGACUUUCUUUGGUUCCUUGGAGACCAAUUACCAUCAUUGGUUACUAAUAUUAUAGUUCAAGGUAAAUAUUAAUAAAAAAAAUUCACCAAACACGUAACCACUUACUUAUAUUCCUUAAUUUAAUUAAUAUUUUUCUUUACAGAUAGUAAAGUUUUAUAAAACCACAAAAUACCUGAAGAAAACUCUGACAAUGAUGAAAGCAAUGAUCACAAUGAAAGUAGUGACGAUGAUGAUGACCUUGAAGAAGCUUUAUUUUAAUAUGACACCAUAAUAGAAUAAAUAUAAUUAAUUAUAAUUUGUAUGUGAUUGAGAAAAUAUUUAUAAUAAAAAGU